Molecule: messenger RNA, 3891 nt
Organism: Thamnophis sirtalis
Lineage: Eukaryota; Metazoa; Chordata; Lepidosauria; Squamata; Natricidae
Source: RefSeq, a predicted model, not a curated record
CUCGGGAGCUGCGGGGAAGCUUCGCCGCGUCUCGCUUGGCUCUAAAGCGGGGCCUGGCUUUUUCGGGAGCGGUUCUCUGCGCCGCCGAAGUGACCAUCGCUGAAGAAAGCGGGAGAGGCGCCGCGGAAUCUCCUUCGGGGGGGAAAAAAAAGCCUUUGUCCGGUUUGGGGACUCGAGUUGGGCGACCCGAGUCUUCCCCCUCCGCUGCGUUUGCCCGGUUAGAUGCGGGUUUGCUCUGAGGAGGCGGACGGGGAAGAGGGAGUUCUUGGAGAGGGAGCCGGUGCUGGUGGUUUAGCGAGGCAUGGGAACGCCAGAAUUGUGCAUUUGAAGCUUGCCAACGCAAAAUGUCACCCAGACAAACACUCCCAUUGGAAUAGCUAGAAACCAAGAUUGGCUAUCACGUAAGUGUAAUGGGCAGAUGUAGGGGAAUAAUUUUGAGUCCCUUCAAUAAAAUAAUAAUAAAUAUACCAGGCAACUUGUGACUUGUCGGAUAGCAGUUUAUCUUAUCUGACCUCCAGUUUCCAAAGGAGGCGCCUGUCUAUCUGGCCCAGCAAAUAAUCUUAGAUGCUUCAGUCUCCUUGUUAUGUCUGGUCCUAUGUAAAUUGUUGUUCCAUUUGGUUUUGAGCUGCAGAUUACCCACAAGAGCUCUUUCCCGCUGCUUCACAUUUUGAGGAAAGGUUAACAAGAACAGAGCAGCAAAAAUAGAGAAAUCACUUUCAUGAGGCAGUGAAGUUAUAGAAAAUAGAAGGAAUCUAGAUCCAUCCAUAUGCUAUUGCAUUGAAACAAGAUUUAUAUUUAUAUAAUUAUAAAUAUAUUUAUAAUUUAUAUAAAUAUAUUUAUAUAAAUUAUUUAUAUUUAUAUUACAAGAGUGGCCUUUGAAAGCAUUGUAUGAUGAGAAAGGUGAAUCAGAAAUUGAUUUGAUUUUAGAGUAAUUUGAGCUUUUCCAUUUUAUUUAUUUAGCAAAUGAAUUAUAGCUACCCAUGUCAAACUUAAUGAUUAAUUCCUUAUUACAAGUGGAAUACUGCACUGAUUGUAAGCUUCACAGUAUUGCUUAUGCAGACUUUACAUAAGUAAAGUGAAAACUAAUUUUUUUAGUUGAUUGGUGACAUACUGCUACAAGCAACCUGGUUGAAGGGAAUGAAAAAGUUGGUUGGUUUUUUAGUUAAUUUAAUACAUUGCAAUAUUAUCAGAAAACUGAAUAUCUUUAACAAAAAUUUUCUUUUCUGUUAUAGAUGUGCACUGGACUGUAAAGUGGGUCAGAGCAGAUUUAACAGUUUUUGACCAUAUUUUGCAUCUGCUGAAGCUGCAGGUUGGCUACAUUUCCCAUUCAGUCAUGUCUUACGUGUUUGUAAAUGAUUCUUCCCAAACAAAUGUGCCUCUGCUACAAGCUUGCAUUGAUGGAGAUUUUAACUAUUCAAAAAGGCUAUUGGAGAGCGGCUUCGACCCAAACAUCCGGGACAACCGUGGCCGAACAGGUCUUCACUUAGCAGCAGCUCGAGGAAAUGUUGAUAUUGCUCAGUUGUUGCACAAAUUUGGGGGUGAUCUUUUGGCCACAGAUUACCAAGGUAACACAGCACUUCAUCUGUGUGGACAUGUUGAUACCAUUCAAUUCCUCGUCUCCAAUGGACUCAAGAUAGAUAUUUGCAAUCAUCAAGGGGCAACCCCUCUUGUCCUGGCAAAACGAAGAGGAGUAAAUAAAGAUGUGAUUCGAUUGCUUGAAUCUUUGGAAGAGCAGGAAGUGAAAGGAUUCAACCGAGGAGCACACUCAAAGCUGGAAACAAUGCAGACCGCUGAAAGUGAAAGUUGGAGAUGUUUAGACUCUUCAUUGGAAAGAGUUCUAAAGAAGUUGGACUGUCACAUGGCCAAUGAACUUCAGGACUCAGCUCAAAUUGCAUAUUUGGAUGCCAUGGAAAGCCACUCUCUCCUCAACCCCAACCUGCAACAAGGGGAAGGUGUUCUGUCCAGCUUCCGAACAACCUGGCAAGAAUUCGUAGAGGACCUGGGCUUUUGGCGAGUGCUGCUUUUGCUUGUUGUCAUUGCUUUGCUGUCUCUUGGAAUUGCGUACUAUGUUAGUGGAGUGCUCCCUUUUGUGGAGAACCAGCCUGAGUUGCUGCAUUAAAGGCAGUGUAAAUUAAUAGUGUCCUACUAUUAUUUGUAAAGUCUCACUUUGUUCUCUAUGGGGCAUAUAUUGGUAGCUGCAUGUAAGGUUUAGACACACAAUGCCGCCGCACCCCCCCACCCACCCCCUGUUAUGAAGAACCGCUUACAAAAAUAAGGAUGCACUAGUCUUAGCUACAUUACUGAGUUAAAGUACUCAUCAACUGCAUCUAACAUUUCUUGGAUUAUCAUUAGUUGUAGGCUCUGCUGAUAAAAUAUGACAAUAUAAAGAAGUGAUUGAAAGCUUUUCCUUGAUACGCAGAUGUUUAUGAUCAGGAAAUCAAUUUGUUAGACUGUCUCUAAAAAUUGUUAUAAAAUCAGGUCUUACACUGUGGGUCUUUAAAAGUGGCCAUUUUCUAUAAUUACAAGGAGUUUCCUGCAGAAAAAUAAACUAAUUUAUAUUUUUUGGUAAAGAAAGCAUAUAUCAUACUUUUCAAGAAGCAGCACUUGAAGAUUUUUACACUACCAUAAUUUCCACUUGAAAUAUUAAGAGUUUUUCAUCUCUUUGAAACAAAACCAACAUUUAGUUAAACCAAAUAAAUUGGGAAAUAUCAAUACUUACUGUUUUAAUAACUAAAUAAAACAUUUUUUUUUACUUUUAGGAAUUUUUCCUAAAAAAAAUUGGGGAGAAUUCUUUCCUUUAAGAAGUAAGCAAAAAUGAUCUUAAUGACUUGAAAAAUUUAAAUAGAGGUAUUGUGUAAACUUGUGGCAUGAUCGUGAAAAGGUUUAUUUUGCCCUGUUUAUAAACUUAUAAGCUAAUUUUAAUUGAAUUGCAAUGAAUUCAUUGUCCUAAUCUCUUAACAUAUGUAUUGUUGUAUAUGUAAAAUGAGACCUGACUUAAAACUCUACUUUGAAGUAAAUUAAUAAUAUACCUAAAUAUAGGAUCUCGUUAAUAACCUCGCUAAGAUUAUCUAACUAAGAUUGAUAGUUCAGGCACUUAGUGGUGCAGGAAGUAAUGUCUGGUUUUUUGCUGAACCGAAAAUUCUGAAAAUGGAUCCAGAUGUGCUGGAGCAUACACUGUCUCAUCGAGUUCUAUUUAUAUCCAGGCAAGAGAGAAAAUGAUUGCUGACCUCUCUUCUUAUAUAUCCAAAUAAGUAAUUAAUAAACCAUAUUUAAAAUUUAGAAAUUGAAACAAGUGAUCGAUUUGCUUAUCUUACACUAAGUUCUUCACCCUCAUUCUAAUGAAAUAUAAUUUUGUGGUAAGGUGUAGUCUUCUAUGUAAAAUGCUUUGUAAUAUAUUUUGUAGUUCACUUAACAUUGGAGGAAACAUUGGAAAUAGAUAUCCCAGUUUUAGAAUCUUUUUUAAUGUUAACAAAACAUCCUAAACACAAUCAAGCCAAAGUUCUAACUUUUUAAGGACAUGUGGAUUUUCAAUUUAACAUUUCUUUUUUUGAAGUUUGUAGGAUUUUGUUUAAAAUGAUAAACAGCAAAUUCAAUACUACAGACAGGAACAAAUGAACUACUCAAAAGUGAAUGCAGCAGAAAUAAGAUAUAAACUAUUAGAAGAAUUAUAGCCUUGGGAUGUCUUUUUGUAAAAAGUAAACUUUCAUGUUAUGUUAUUUCUUUUCUAUUUUACACUGCAUAAUUAUUAAUUUAAUUAUUAAUUGUAUUCUAAGCAUGCCAAGGUAUUCCAAAUAAACUUGUAUAAACUACAUGUAUGUUUCUAUUUAUGAUACAGUUUUAAAUCAAGAAAACUCAAGAAAGCAAAUAAUAAAAUCUAGUUCUUCAUGGUCA